AUUUAAUCUUCGUACGAAUUUCACUUGUAAAUGCAAUGUGAAGUUGUACCGCUGCCAGGCAGAUCUCAAAUGAAUGCAAUGAAAGCCAGCCAUGUUUAGACUGUUGUUGUAGUUGUUGUCAUUAUUAUUAUUAUUAUUAUUAUUGUGAAAUGCUAGUAGUGAGCAGAAAAGGAGUGAGUAAAACAAAACGCCUUUACUUGAUUUGGCGAAAAACGGGCAGAUUGGACUGGAAAACGAAAUGAAAAUUCGUGGACGCGACCAUUCGAAAAACCCAUAAAAUCAUCGUAGACACGCACAAUUACGGAUAGAACAUAUUUUUAGCAUUUUUUCAUUUAUAUCAAUCGAAAUUGACACGGAUUUUCUUGUUUCAUUUACAUUGUUCAAGUGACGAAAGAGAUAGCAUAGCAAAGCGAAUAUAAUCUGUGGUGAAGGGAAUGUGUUUGUGUGUGCAAAAACACGACGAAGACAGAAAAAAAAACAAGAGAUCUUGUUAGGUGUUGUGUAUGCAUUUAUCGCCCACUUGCUACUCAAUAAAAUAAAAAUCAAAUAGAAGUAAAGCAAACAAAAGGAAUUAGCGAAAGUGGUUGUGUUCGCACUUAUACAGACGGGCGAGAUAUCGCAUUGUUUGUGUUAUUCGCACUUGUUUGCCGUUUUGGACACAGGCUGCCCAAGAUUUUGUGUGGUAUACCUGUAUAGCAAUCAAUUAAUGUGUGUGGUUUUUUCAUCUUGUAUAUCGCAAAAGCCCUGAACACUUUCGUGUUUGUGCAUGUUUUAUGAUUAACAUUUAGUGUGGUUAUCAAUUGCACGUUGAGACAACUGCAAACGACGACGAUGACAAAAAAGUCUGUUUUUAAUUACCCAUAAAUAGAGUAUAUUUUAUAUUGUGUGAAUGAAAACAUUGUUUUGAAUAAAAAAUAACUUAGUGUGCGGCUGAUUCAUUCAGGCCGAUAGUAUUGCAAUCAGAAAAAAAAAUCCGUAUCAAAGGUUCAACUUCUUAUCAAUGAGCGGACAUUUAAGAAGAGAAAAGAAGAAGAAAAAAAAUCACUGGACAACAGAAACAGAAACAAUUAUUCGCCAUAUAAACAAAGAGAAACUAAUAAAGAUAAUAAUGUACAAUAUUUCUCACAUCCAUCGCAAUACUGUUGAUUACUAACUUAAUUCUGUCACUAUGGAUCAGUGGUGGCACAUUGGGAAUCGUGUCUUAUGGUCAUUGUCAUCAAUUUAAAUGUAAUUAAAUUGUAACGAAAAUAAAGAAACGAACCAGCAAGAAAGAGUGAGAACGGGAGAAGUGUAGACAUUUUGGUGCUUGAUUCGUACGGAUAAUUUUCCGAUCUUUUGAGAAGAAUAUAAAACUCCUGUUUGAAAAAUCAAAAACCGGACCGCUUUCGGGUCUAUGUCGUGAACCAUGAAAGGGUUCCUGAAUUUAUUGUUGUUUAUAACAAUAUUCAAGUUUGUAAGCAACAGUAACAGCGGCAGGACACGAAUCAUCGAAGCCAGCGAUACAAACAAUAGCAUCGAAAGCAUUUAUACCAGUUUCAAUAAUAGCAUCAAUAGCAUUAGCAAUAAUACGAUUACGCAUAAAAAUGAAUUUGACACCGACUUAAACCAUUUAGUGGUUGAUCGUAACACUGGAAGAGUCUUCAUUGGAGGCCGAAAUCAGCUAUAUCAACUAUCGCCAGACUUGGAUAUUGUUGCGACAGCAAAAACAGGCCCUCGAAAUGAUUCCAAAGAUUGCAGUUUCAACGAAUGCACACAAAACCUAACGCGCAAACUUACCGAUAAUAUUAACAAAGUUCUACUGAUCGACUAUAGCACGAGCCGAUUAAUCACUUGCGGUUCACUAUUUCAAGGCAUUUGUUCGGUGAGAAGUCUGCAAAAUAUUUCGUCACCCGAACAAGAUAUUGCCGAAGCAAUCGUCGCUAAUAGUGAAAAUGCAUCGACAGUGGCUUUUAUUGCACCUGGUCCGCCAGCACCACCCGUUACAAAUGUGAUGUAUGUUGGCGUAACAUUUGCUGGUAAUUCUCUGUAUCGAAGUGAAAUUCCAGCAGUUGCGUCGCGUAGCUUGGAAAAGGGCCGUAUGUUUCAAUUGGCAUCGUCGGCUGUAACAACUGGAACGCGAAUGUUUAUCAAUCCAAAUUCACGUGAAUCAUAUCCCGUUAACUACGUGUAUGGCUUUAGUUCGGAGCGUUUUUCAUAUUUUCUGACCACGCAAUUGAAGCAUAAUGCGCCAAGUGUUACAAAAGAAUACAUUACGAAAUUGGUACGAAUUUGUCAAGAAGACUCGCAUUAUUAUUCAUACACAGAAAUUCCAGUCGAUUGCAUUGGCGAAGGCAUCAAAUACAAUUUAGUGCAGGCAGCUUACCUAGGCAAACCCGGUGCCGAUUUGGCAGAAAACCUUGGAAUCACACCACAAGAUGAUGUUUUAUACGCAGUUUUCUCCGAAGGCAAGGACAACAUACCAUCGAAUAAGUCAGCUCUUUGUGUAUAUUCUCUGAAAUCCAUACGACGAAAGUUCAUGCAAAACAUCAAAUCAUGUUUCAACGGCCAUGGUUCUCGUGGUUUAGACUUUAUUUUGCCAAAUAUGCCAUGCGUUUCGACCAAACUACAGACAAUCAGCGAAGACUUUUGCGGCUUAGACGUUAACUAUCCUUUGGGCGGUGAACAGGCCAUAGCUGCUGUGCCUGUUGCAACAUUCGACAAACAAUUAACGGCCGUAGCAGCAACACGAACCAGUGGUUUCACCGUUGUAUUUGUCGGCACAGUUGAUGGCCAUGUGAAAAAGGUUGUAGUGGAAUCGGGAACGUCGGCAAUCGAAUAUGCUGACAUUAAAAUACACGAAAACUCACCGGUCAACGCUGAUAUGCAUUUUGAUCUGCAAGAAUUGAAUCUCUACGUGAUGACUAAAAGUCGUGUGACCAAAGUUAAGGUGUACGAUUGCACCGUUUUCUCCAAUUGUGCCGAAUGUUUGGGUGCUAAGGAUCCAUACUGUGGCUGGUGCUCUCUAGAAAAUAAAUGCAGUCUUCGAUCAAACUGUGACGACAAUUCAAAUGAUCCACUGUUCUGGGUCACAUACAAAACCGGCAAAUGUACAACAAUCACAAGUGUUGUUCCACAUCAACUCCAAAGAACCACCGCUCGAACGCUUGAACUGACAAUCGACCAUUUGCCAUUGCUGAAAGAGAGUCUCGUGUGCGCAUUCACCACCGCCGAUAAACCGACCAUUUAUACAAACGCAACAAGAAAACGAAAUGGUGUUAACUGCACAACCCCACGUACUGAUCUUCUUCCACAAAUUGCUCCUGGCAAACAUCAUUUUACUGCCAAAUUGUCGGUGCGCACAAUGAACGGACCUGACUUGGUUUCAACAUCAUUCACAUUCUUCGACUGUUCGACGCAUUUAUCCUGUACGCAAUGUGUGUCAUCACAAUUUCCGUGCGAUUGGUGUGUCGAAGCGCAUCGCUGCACGCAUGAUACAGCCGAAAAUUGUCGAAAUGAUAUUUUAGUGACCGGUGUUAGUAGAAUUGGUCCAAGUUAUCGAUCGGGUCCUAGUUUUUGUCCGACAAUCAAUGCAACUGGUGAUGGAAGUGAAAUUUUGGUAGCAUCUGGUGCAAAGAAAUCCAUUAAAGUUAAAGUGCAUAUCAUCGGACAAUUUAUUGUUCAAACUCGAUUCGUGUGCCAGUUCAAUAUUGAAGGGCGAGUGACUAGCGUGAAUGCGCAAUUAUUGGGUGACACGAUCUACUGUGAUCCCAUGGAAUUCGUGUACACAUCAAAAUCACCAAAUCUAACUGCAACAUUUGCUGUUAUAUGGGGCGGAUCAAAGCCGCUUGACAAUCCAGAUAACAUUCAUGUGGUGAUUUAUCGCUGCCGCGAUAUGUGUGACAGUUGUGGGACGUGUCUUGCAUUGCCGGAAAAGUACAAUUGCGGUUGGUGUCAGUCGACGUCAACAUGUGAAGUAACUGACCAAUGUUCGAUCGGUGACGAAAAGAAAAAUGACUGGCUCAAUCGAUCGCAAACGUGUCCAAAUCCAAAAAUCUUCUCCUUCAGCCCGGCCACUGGUCCAUAUGAAGGCGGUACCAAUGUUACGAUUCGUGGCAUAAAUUUGGGCAAAAAUUUCCUCGACAUCUAUUCAGGCGUUAAAGUUGCUGGCAUGAGUUGUAUGCCAUUCCAGAAUCUGUAUGUAGACACAAAGAAAAUUGUGUGUACAGUCGAUGGACCGGGCGAUUUUAAAAAUCGUCAAGGAAAAAUUGUCGUUCAAAUUGGUGAUUAUCGUGGCGAAUCAACAACCGAUUUCCAAUUUGUUGAUCCAUCAAUUGACGAUUUCAUUCCGAAAUUCGGACCCGUUUCGGGUGGCACUCAAGUUACAAUAACCGGCAACUAUCUGAAUGCAGGCAGCUUGAUAAAAGCUUACAUCGGUGAAAUGCCAUGCGUAAUUUUGAGUGUUGACGAGAAUCAAGCACUAUGCCGAACCAGUUCAUCAACGGAAAAACGCUCUGGCAAACUGCGAAUGGAAUUCGAUCGAGCUUCUCGCGAAUGUGAUGUUGGAUUAUUCCAAUUCGAAGACGAUCCGACAAUCAUCACAGCAACAUCGGGCCUAUUGGGUCAGAAGACACCAAAGGGUAUUCCAGCCGGUGGUAUCAAAAUCUUUGUACACGGAAAUAAUUUGAAAAUCAUACAAAAACCGCAAAUGUACGUGUAUUAUGAUGACAAAACGUUCAUCGCACAUUGCACGGCAUUGAGUAACACUGAAAUGGAAUGCGAUUCACCAGUCAUCGAUGCUGAUAGUGAGAAGUUAAAUGCAGACGAUCCGGCCAAACUGGAAUUCGGUUUCAUGAUGGAUGACGUGGCCAGCGUACAGAAUUUAUCGAGCAAAGGACACCAAAAGUUUGAACUUUUUCCGAAUCCAUGGUAUGCACCAUUCGAUGAGGAUGUUAAGUAUUUCAAGAGCGAAUAUUUAACCAUCAAUGGACGCAACUUGGAUCGUGCCAGCAAAGAAACCGAUGUGGUUGUUCUGAUUGGAGAAGGAGUGUGUAAUAUAACAUCGCUUUCACGACAACAGCUAACAUGCCGACCACCAACCGAUGUCUCUGAUUCAAAUGAAAAUCCAAAAGUUAUAGUCAAAGUUGGUCAAUCGCUCUCAUUCGAUAUUGGUGUUCUCAGUUUUGCCUCGCCAACAUUCAUGAAUGGUUUGAGCAGGAAUGCUAUGGCCACUGCUGUUGCAUGCAUUGUCGUUCUCUUGCUCGUUUUCAUAAGUUUGGUGAUUGCAUAUCGGAAGAAGACAAGCGAAAGCAAUCGUGUGCUUAAAAAUAUGCAAGAGCAAAUGGAUAUCUUGGAAUUGCAAGUGGCAGCUGAGUGUAAGGAGGCAUUCGCUGAAUUGCAAACCGAAAUGGGUGACAUGACGGGAGAUUUGACGAGUGGUGGUAUACCAUUCUUGGAUUAUCGAACGUAUGCCAUGAAAAUUCUGUUUCCAAAUAACGAAGAUCAUGUGGUGCUGCAAUGGGAACGGCCGGAAUUGCUGAAGAAAGAAAAGGGUCUACGACUCUUUGGCCAACUGAUAAUGAACAAGACGUUCUUGCUGUUGUUCAUUCGAACACUGGAAAGUAAUCGGUAUUUCUCGAUGAGAGAACGAGUGAAUGUUGCAUCACUCAUAAUGGUCACAUUGCAAAGUAAACUUGAAUAUUGCACCGAUAUAUUGAAAACGCUGCUAGCCGAACUGAUUGAGAAGUGCAUCGAUGGCAAAAGUCACCCAAAACUUUUGCUGCGACGAACGGAGAGUGUGGCUGAGAAGAUGUUGAGCGCAUGGUUUACAUUUUUGCUGCACAAAUUUUUGCGUGAAUGUGCUGGCGAACCGCUGUACAUGCUGUUCAGAGCGGUAAAAGGUCAGAUGGACAAGGGUCCAGUCGAUGCGAUAACGCACGAAGCACGAUACUCCCUCAGCGAAGAGAAAUUGAUUCGUCAGCUAAUUGAUUUUAAAUGUAUGGCGGUCUAUGCAAGCAUUACACAGCAGCCAAUUUUAUGCACAAACAAUAUUGAAAUGUUGCCAACGAAUACGGAAAAUGUUCCUGUUCGCGUUCUCGACUGUGAUACAAUCGGUCAAGUCAAGGAGAAAUGCUUGGAGACGAUCUACCGUAGCACACCAUGGAGCCAGCGGCCACGGCGUGACGAUUUAGAUUUGGAAUGGCGAACUGGUGCUUCGGGUCGAGUGAUUUUAUACGACGAAGAUUCCACAUCGAAAAUGGACAGCGAAUGGAAAAAACUCAACACACUUCAUCAUUAUCGUGUGCCAGACGGUGCAUGCUUGAGCUUAGUAUCACGACAAAGUCCCAUUUACAAUUUGUCGAUGUUAUCCGAUAAAAAUGACAAAUCACAUAAAUAUGAAACACUAAAUCUAUCGAAAUACCCAUCGUCAAGUCCACCGUUUAGUCGAGCUGGUAGCCCGCUCAAUGCAGACGUUCAAGAGAACGGUUUAAGAUAUUGGCAUUUGGUGAAGCAUCACGAUAUCGAUUUGCAAAAGGAAGGUGAACGCGUCAAUAAAAUGGUAUCGGAAAUUUAUCUGACACGUUUGCUGGCUACCAAGGGCACGUUGCAAAAAUUCGUAGAUGAUUUAUUCGAGACCAUAUUCAGUACGGCUCAUCGAGGUUCGGCACUGCCAUUAGCUAUAAAAUAUAUGUUUGAUUUCCUGGAUGAUCAAGCAUUACUCCACGGUAUUACUGAUCCAGAGGUUGUGCACACAUGGAAAAGCAAUAGUUUACCAUUAAGAUUUUGGGUUAAUUUAAUAAAAAAUCCAAAUUUCGUUUUUGACAUACAUAAAUCGAAUAUUGUCGAUUCAUGUCUAUCGGUUGUUGCUCAAACAUUUAUGGAUUCAUGUUCGACAUCGGAUCAUCGAUUAGGAAAAGAUUCGCCGAGUUCAAAAUUAUUGUAUGCUAAGGACAUUCCAUCGUAUCGUCAAUGGGUUGAACGGUACUACGCUGAUAUUCGAGAGAUGCAAGCAAUCAGUGAUCAGGAUAUGAACGCAAUGCUUGCCGAAGAGUCACGUCUGCACACCACUGAGUUUAAUACGAAUUGUGCCCUCCACGAACUCUACACAUAUGCUGUGAAAUACAACGAGCAACUAACUGUAACGCUAGAAGAGGAUGAAUUCUCGCAGAAGCAACGUCUCGCCUACAAACUGGAACAAGUUCAUAACAUCAUGUCGUCUGAAUAGUGUGACAUUGAAUGGCACAUGAACCACGAUUACGGCCACCGCAUGGAUCAUUUGUUGCCAGAGACGAUAGUGUAAAACAGUGGAAAACCUAAAGAAAGGGGAUAAAAAAAAAUGGUUUAUUUGUAAAAUAUUAAUUAAACAGUGAGAACCGAAUGAUAUCUAUUUGUGUGGAAUUCCCAUUCCGAAGCGUGAACAGAAAGAAAGUAAAAGGAAAAGAAAAAAAAAAGAACUCGAAACAUAUUCCGCAUUUAAUUGUGUUUACUACGUUUGUAGGUUUAAUAUUUCUAAUUUCAUUUUUUUAAUGUUUUGUUUUCAUUCUUUUUUUUUUUUUAGUUUAGAUAAUGAACAAACAAACAAAAAAAUGAAAUGAUUGAAUAGAACCACUCGAUUAUUAUAUACAUAAAUCAAUGAUUAAAUUGUAUAGAAAAUAAUUUUUUUACAAUAAUUAUAUAGUUUAAUAUGUGUAUUGUGUAUGCUUUAUAAAAAAACACAAAUGAAACUAAUGUUUGAACCUAAUAAGAACUAAACA
Sitodiplosis mosellana (orange wheat blossom midge) is the source of this 7730-nucleotide messenger RNA. It is a transcript of the gene PlexA, whose product is annotated as plexin-A4. The coding region runs from base 1406 to 7201 and encodes 1931 amino acids. Gene Ontology annotation, biological process: sensory neuron axon guidance; semaphorin-plexin signaling pathway involved in axon guidance; regulation of GTPase activity. Lineage: Eukaryota; Metazoa; Arthropoda; Insecta; Diptera; Cecidomyiidae. Gene Ontology annotation, molecular function: semaphorin receptor activity; protein binding. The transcript has 13 exons. The record is from RefSeq and is a predicted model, not a curated record. Gene Ontology annotation, cellular component: semaphorin receptor complex.